Messenger RNA from Lates calcarifer (barramundi perch), 4734 nucleotides. RefSeq names its product ADAM metallopeptidase domain 10a (gene adam10a). Gene Ontology annotation, cellular component: synaptic membrane; plasma membrane. Gene Ontology annotation, molecular function: metalloendopeptidase activity involved in amyloid precursor protein catabolic process. The transcript is spliced from 16 exons. Lineage: Eukaryota; Metazoa; Chordata; Actinopteri; Centropomidae. The record is from RefSeq and is a predicted model, not a curated record. Gene Ontology annotation, biological process: Notch signaling pathway; membrane protein ectodomain proteolysis. The coding region runs from base 176 to 2446 and encodes 756 amino acids.
GUCCGUCCCCCUGAGGGUGAGCGUGAGGCGGGGUGAGGAGCCAGGCGGCGCCGGUGCCUGUGAUGGAACCAGCUCUCUGAGAGGAGACUACACCUCUAACUGAAGGAAACCGAAACCAGGAGCGGAGACACGGCGAGUCUGUCGGCGGGUCUGCGGGGCUCACAGGGACUUCGAUAUGAUAUUAGUUAGACUUGUUCUCAUGCUGGGCUUCCUUCAGGACAGUACAGGUCAGUUUGAGAAGCGCUUGAACAAAUAUAUUCAUCAUUAUGAAGGUCUGUCAUACGACACAGAGGCCCUGCACAGCAGACACCAGAGAGCCAAGAGGGCGCUGUCUCCUCAGGACCAGACCCUGCACCUCGACUUCCACGCUCAUGGAAGACAUUUUAACCUGCGGAUGAAGAGGGAUACCACUCUGUUCUCUCCAGAUCUCAUCAUUGACGUAUCAGGGGAGGAGAGAUCUGUUGAUACGUCGCAUAUUUACAGUGGAGAAAUCUUUGGUGAAAAGGGCUCUCUGACCCACGGCUCUGUGGUCGACGGGCGGUUUGAAGGCUUCAUUAAAACCUAUCAGGGAACGUACUACGUUGAACCUUCAGAGAGGUACCUGCAGGACGACAACGUGCCCUUCCACUCUGUCAUCUACCAUGAGGAUGACGUCAAUUAUCCUCAUCAGUACGGCUCGGAGGGCGGCUGUGCUGACCACUCUGUGUUCGAGAGGAUGAGGAGGUACCAGGCGUCUGCAGCAGAGGAACCAGUUAAAGGGGUGAGCAGAGUUCAUGAGGAGGAGAGCUCCCAUGGUCCGGUCAUCCUGAGGAGGAGGAGGGCGGCUGGGAAAGAGAAGAACACCUGUCAGCUCUUCAUCCAGACCGACCACCUGUUCUACAAAUACUACGGCACCAGAGAGGCUGUCAUCGCUCAGAUCUCCAGCCACGUCAAAGCCAUCGACUCCAUCUACCAGGCCACAGACUUCAUGGGCAUCAGAAACAUCAGCUUCAUGGUGAAGAGGAUCAGAAUCAACACCACCUCUGAUGAACGCGAUAAAUCUAAUCCUUUCCGCUUUGCCAACAUCGGAGUGGAGAAGUUUCUGGAGCUGAACUCUGAACAGAACCAUGAUGACUACUGCCUAGCUUACGUCUUCACUGACAGGGACUUUGAUGAUGGAGUGCUGGGUCUGGCCUGGGUCGGAGCUCCAUCAGGGAGCUCUGGAGGAAUCUGUGAGAAGAGUAAACUGUACUCAGACGGGAAGAGGAAGUCUCUGAACACCGGGAUCAUCACUGUGCAGAACUACGCCUCCCAUGUUCCUCCCAAAGUCUCACACAUCACCUUUGCUCAUGAGGUUGGACACAACUUUGGCUCUCCUCAUGACUCUGGGAUCGAGUGCACCCCCGGCGAGUCAAAACUCCAGGAUAAAAAGGAGCAGGGCAACUACAUCAUGUACGCCAGAGCAACGUCUGGAGACAAGCUCAACAACAACAAGUUCUCCAUCUGCAGCAUCCGCAACAUCAGCGCUGUCCUGACCAAGAAGAGAGACCAGUGUUUCGUUGAGUCUGGUCAGCCGAUCUGUGGUAACGGACUCGUGGAGGGUGGAGAGCAGUGUGACUGUGGCUACAGCGAUCAGUGUAAAGAUGACUGCUGCUACAGUGCCAACGAAGAGGAGGGAAAGAAGUGCAAACUGAAACCUGGAAAACUCUGCAGCCCUAGCCAGGGCCCAUGCUGCACACCAGAGUGUAUUUACAAAAGCUCAGCUGAGAGCUGCAGAGCAGAGUCUGAAUGUGCUCAAGAGGGAAAAUGUAACGGACUCACCGCUCUGUGUCCGACCUCAGAACCAAAGGAAAACUUCACCUCAUGCCACUCAGAAACACAAGUCUGCAUCAAUGGGGUCUGCUCCGGGUCCAUCUGUGAGAAGCACUCUCUGGACGUUUGUACCUGUGCUAGCCAGGAAGGAAAGGACGAGGCCGCCGAGCUGUGCCACGUCUGCUGCAUGAAGAAAGGUGACCCCAGCUCCUGCAGCAGCACUGGCUCAGAGAAAUGGGCCCAAUUCUUCAACAAGAAGAUCACGACGCUGCAGCCCGGCUCGCCCUGCAACGACUUCAAGGGCUACUGCGACGUGUUCAUGAGGUGUCGCCUGGUGGACGCUGAUGGGCCUCUGGCCAGGCUGAAGAAAGCUAUCUUCAACGCAGAGCUGUAUGAGAAUAUAGCUGAAUGGAUAAUGGCUCACUGGUGGGCAGUGCUGCUGAUGGGCAUCGCUCUCAUCAUGCUAAUGGCUGGUUUCAUCAAGAUCUGCAGCGUGCACACCCCCAGCAGUAACCCCAAACUGCCCCCACCAAAGCCACUGCCAGGUACGCUGAAACGGAGGAGGCCUCAGCACGCCAACCCUCAGUCCCAGGGCCAGCGUCAGUACCGACAGCAGCACAGAGAGAACUACCAGAUGGGACAGAUGAGACGCUGAGACCCGGCUCGUUGCCUUGGUUCUUCUAGUGCCUACAGAGGGAGCACUUCACUCCAAAGAGUUACCUUUACCACACAUACUGCAACAUUCAAACAACAACUCAGUGUCACUGGACAAACCCUGAAGUGUUUUUGUGUUUUUUUGUUUGGGCUCUAACAAACUCACUCAGCACCUCUGCUCUGAGCCAAUCAGCAGCGGUUCACUCAGCUUUUAUAGGAAAUGAAUCAUUUUUCCAGGGAGGAGAAACUCACUGAUCUCUGUCCUGUGGUCUUAAUCUUUCUCUUUGAAUGUUUUUUUUCUUAAAUCAGAAAAUAGAGGAGAGAAAAGCAGGUCUGUCAGAGUUUCCUUCCUUCCUGUUUCCUUCCUGCUCUUCCUCUGAAGUGCUGCCACCUUCAGCACAACAGCAGGACUGCAACUCACUUGAGUUUUUGCUGCCAAACUGGAAGAAAACUCUUUUAUUUUUUUGCCAAUGUAAUUAGAAUGUUUUAAAUCAAACCUCCAUCAGAAAAGCUUUUUAUUUCUCCUUUCAGUGCAGUUGUACAAAUGUUGCAGUAGAUUUUAUUUUCUCUUUCAGAUGAAAUUGAUUUUCUGUAUGAUGAAGAUUAUUUUACUGUUUAAUUCACUUUCUCAGGAUUAAUAAAAUAACAGCAAACAACUGUAUGAGGUGGAGGGGGCAGCUGCAUGUGUGUUUCAGGGUAAAGUCCUGUUCACAGAGGUAGAGGGCAGUUAGUAUGAAGGGAAUGUAGAUGAAUGGGUUUGGAUGUAAAUGUGUCAUCUGAUAGUAGACAGAGGGCUGUGGAGGGAGGCUGAUUUUCUGUAUGUGUCUUGUUGUGAUGUGGUUUUACAGCUGAGUUUACAUUAGGGUCUGUAGGUUUGUGUAGUGUGGGGCUGAAAUAACUGGUGAGAGAAGUUUUUAUCAACCUGAUUGUAUCACACAGCCAGAUAAACAACCUGUCUGCUUAAAUUAUGAUUGUGGAUUUAGCUUUUAUUGAUUUUACUUGCAGCUCAGAUUAUUUGUAUAUUUGGAAGAAUUGAAUCAUCUGAGGAAAACUAGAUUUUAAUUUUACAGUUGCGCUGUUGCUGCUGUUAACAGAUAUUUACCAGAGCAAACAAUCAUCCACCGCUCUUCUGUUCUGUCCUUUAUUUUCCUACUAACCGGGAUUUUCUCAUAGAACUUUGUUACCCUUGUUACGCCCUCGUUAGUUCGUGUAAUGGCAUUAAAAAUGUGCCUCAGAGCAGUGUGACUGAAGUUGUUGUAACAGAGUCAGUGAUCUUUACUGCUGCUGAAACAGUCGGAGCAGUCUGAGUGGCUGAAACUGAAACUGUUAGAAGUGAUGAUAAUCACAGGGAAUGUAAGAGGUGAUCGGCCUUCACAUGAAAAAUAUUAUAUUAUAUUCUACAUUUGUUUCCAGAUUUUUAUUGAGAUUCAUAUUUACUGUUUAUGAUGUUAAAUUACUGUCCAGCUUUAUCCUGAGUUUUCACUCGUCUUCAGAUUUAAUCGUCACUGACAGAUGAGAGUGCAGAAUACUCUAAGUUGAGUUAUGAGCAAAUAUAAAAAUAUAAAUGUAUAAUUUUUUAAAGUGUUUUUAGGAUAGAAGAACUCAGUUGAGCAAAGAUAGACUUUAUAUUUUUUCUUGCCCUUACAGCAGAACUGCUCAGCGUUGUUUCAGAUGUCGAUCAGAGUCUAUGCAGAGUUUAAAAUGCUCAACAGCAAACAACUCAGCCUCUUCACAGAGAAAUGCCUUCAUUGUUUUCUCCUGAACACACACGGAUGAUUCUGUUGUGUUUCUAUAACAGAUUUGUUGCUCAUGUAUGUGUGUCACAGCAAAGUUUCUGAACAGAAAAACAUGAGUCCUCUGUCGCUUCCUUUUCUGAAUUUUGUUUGUAUUAUAACUUUUAAAGCUUUGUGUGUGUGUGUGUGUGUGUGUGUGUGUGUGUGUGUGUGUGUGUGUGUGUGUGUGUGUGUGAGUUGCCUUGCUGAAUCAUGGUUAUCUUCUUUAAGUUGCUGUAGUAUGAUGUGGACUGUAGUGGGUGUUUAGGGUUAAAACUCUGGGAAAUUUUUCUCUCUUUAAUGUUUCUAUGAUGCAGAGAAAAUGUGCACUGAAGUGUAAGUGUCGUAAAUGGUAAAGAUUCACUUCUGUCUCCUGUGUUUUAUACAGAGUCUUUUUUUUGUCCUGUUUCCCACUCUGCUUACUCUGGAAAUUUUACUAAAUUUACAAAGGUAUUGUGCAAAGAUAUAGUUUCUUUUGAACUACUUGAAAUGCAUUAAUAAACAAGAGUUGAUCAAA